Messenger RNA from Solanum tuberosum (potato), 1077 nucleotides. RefSeq lists its product as uncharacterized. NCBI's taxonomy places the organism in Eukaryota, Viridiplantae, Streptophyta, Magnoliopsida, Solanales, Solanaceae. The transcript is spliced from 3 exons. The record is from RefSeq and is a predicted model, not a curated record. Bases 1 to 1077 code for a protein of 358 amino acids.
AUGGGCCUUCUGGUCUGUGAGCUUCAAUUAUAUGCUAUAGAUGAAAGUGAACUACAUGUCUCUACUCCUAACAUUAUUGAUCAAAAUGAGUAUCAUAAUAUUGCGGUAGAUGUUGGAACAGAUUGUGAUUCAUCUGAUGAGGAGAAAAAUGUUGGACUUAACUCUAGUGAUCGUGACAGUGAAGAAUUAGAACUCUUUAGAAAGGAAAGAACUCAAGAUGUUAAUGAAAAGCUUGACAAGUUUUUACACUUGGAAAAAGGCAUGAGUUUUAAAGAUUUGUUUGAAGCUAAAAGAGUCGUGGGAUUCUAUGCAGUUGCUAAUAAGGUUGGUCUUAAAGUAAAACAAUCGGACACUACUAGACUUAGAUAUGUAUGUGAUACUGGAUGCCCUUUUGUGUGCUUGAUAUCUAAGGAUAAUAAAGAUCAAGGAUUUAAAAUCAAGACUUUGGAGACAAAACAUAAAUGUGAUUCAGCAUUUCAUAAUAGAAGAGCUACUCCUGAUGUUUUAGCACAUUAUUUCAAGAACAAAGUCCAAAAUGAUCCCAAGUACAAGAUCAAACAAAUGAGGGUGGACAUGGAUCAGAAAUUUAAACUGAAUAUUAGUUAUUCUAAGAUGAAGAGAGUUAAGAAGCUUGUCUUAGAGGAAUUAGAGGGUAGCUUCAUUGAUGAUUUCAAUAGGUUAGAGGCCUAUGCUCAAGAAUUGAGGGAUAGUAAUCCUGGUACAGAUGUGGUUAUAAACAUAUCAAAAAAUGCUUUGACAGAAGGAAAAAGUAGAUUUUUGAGAAUGUAUGUGUGCUUUCAAGCUUUGAAAAGUGGUUGGAAAGCAGGAUUGAGGCCUCUAAUAGGUUUGGAUGGCACAUUUUUGAAAGGAAAAUGUAAGGGAAUUUUAUUGGUUGCUAUGGCACAAGAUUCAGCAAAACACCUUUAUCCACUUGCUUGGGCCGUGGUGGAUAAAGAAACAAAUAGAACUUGGAAGUGGUUUAUGGAGCUAUUGAGAUCUUCUUUAGAGUUGAGGGAGGGUGAAGGAGUUACAUUUAUAUCAGAUAUGCAAAAGGGGUUGAUUGGUGCUGUUGAUUGA